Setaria italica (foxtail millet) is the source of this 1464-nucleotide messenger RNA. RefSeq names its product probable WRKY transcription factor 30. Lineage: Eukaryota; Viridiplantae; Streptophyta; Magnoliopsida; Poales; Poaceae. Gene Ontology annotation, cellular component: nucleus. The record is from RefSeq and is a predicted model, not a curated record. The transcript is spliced from 3 exons. The coding region runs from base 201 to 1172 and encodes 323 amino acids. Gene Ontology annotation, biological process: regulation of DNA-templated transcription. Gene Ontology annotation, molecular function: DNA-binding transcription factor activity; transcription cis-regulatory region binding.
AAGGGGUGCUCCGUGCGCCUCACCUCACUCCCUCACCACCCCAGCCCAACUCCCCACUUGCCUUGCCUCUCCUCAUCCGAGCAACGACGAAUUCUUGCCCCCUGUUUGGCAACACAAACAAGUUCUUGGCCUAACAAAGCUAACUUGAGAGAGGAAGUUCCUUCGGUGAGGAAGAGCACACGCAAGAGGAUCGGAGAUAGAUGGCGAGCGUCGUCGACGGCAAUGGAGGCGGCGGCGGCGGCGGGCGGGUGGUGAUGGAGCUGAGCCACAUCAAGGACCUGGUGCGGCAGCUGGAGGGGCACCUGGGGGGCGGGUCACAGUUACAGGCGCAGGAGGUGUGCAGGAGCCUGGCCUCGCAGAUCUCCUCCCUCACCGAGCGCUCCAUCACCCUCAUCACCUCCUACUACUGCCUCGACGCCGGCCGGAAGCGCUCGGCGGCGGCCAGCCUGCUCAGCGACGUCUCCGACGCGCCCUUCAAGACCACCAAGAAGAGGAAGACGACGGAGAAGGUUAAGAAUCAGGUGAGGGUGAGCUCCGCCGCUGGUGGCGACAUCCCGGCCGACGACGGCCACAGCUGGAGGAAGUACGGCCAGAAGGAGAUUCUUGGAGCCAAAUACCCGAGGAGCUACUACCGCUGCACGCACCGCCACUCUCAGGGAUGCGCGGCGACGAAGCAGGUGCAGCGCGCUGACGAGGACCCGACGCUCUUCGACGUCAUCUACCUCGGCGCGCACACCUGCGUCCAGAGCGGAGCGGUGGCGGCGGCAGGCGAGGCCGCCACGGCCACUCAGCAGCCGCCGGAGCACAACCCGAACGCCCACAGCCUCCUGCAGAGCCUGAGCUCCAGCCUGACGGUGAAGACCGAGGGGCUGGCCGCGGCGCCGGAGCCGCCGCAGGGCUGGGUCGCCACCACGCCCUUCUGCCUCUCCUCGACGCCGGCGAGCGGGUGCCUGCAGGCGCCGGCCGAGCUCAGCCCGUUCUCGGCGCCGUCGACGACGUCCGAGAACUGGGGCGUGUCGCCGGCGACCUCGGACUCCAACCAGCACGCUGCCGUCUCUCUCCCGCCUUUCGAGGUCGUCGCCGGCGACGUGGAGUUCGAGUUCGGGGAGGUGGUGUCCGCGCUCGUCGGCAUCCCCGACGACGACUUCGACAUUUCAAGCUUCUUCGCGUGAUCCACGGGGAGGAAGAGAGAUUCUUACAAAACCUACCUGAUGACCGCCCCCUCUGUGAUGCUCUGCCGUUUGUUCAGGGGCAGAGGAGGGAAGACAAAAAGUUCUUCCUUCGUCAGAGCCAUCCUAAAGGUUUAGGAUAUUUGAGAAUAGUGGAGUUGUUAAUUCGACAGACAUGUGAAAGUAACGUGAAAGUUUCUGGUGAAUUUAAGCAUUGCCCAACAUAUUACUAGCGGUCUAGUGCAAACAAAGUUUGGGUGCUAUUUAAUCUGGUAAAGCCCUGAAAGUUCAAUCA